AUGGACGGAGAUGAGCCUACGCAAGCGACCCAAAAUGUCCUGGAUCCACGUCGAAUAGGGAAACAAAACUCGGAGUUUUCAGACGAAGAUAUAUCCGACAUAAUAUGCCUUUUGUACCCUCACUCCCCAUCUGCGCGCCAGGAGGUCCAGAGGCUUGCUGAAGAAGAUUCCCCCCACAUCAUAGGCAAGCACGAGGCAGACGGUGUCCAAGCCGACUACGAGUUGGAAGAUGAUGCUAGUCGCUUUGCGUCACGCCCUGUCAGUCAUGGAAGCCAUGCCAUCAUCCUGAAGCUGUCUUCUCUAGUGAAAAAUCCCGCCGCUGGGUUCGCUUUUGGAAGAAACUGCGCCAGGUGCGACGUCGUCUUUGUCAACGACCCUCUACGGCGUGUCAGCAAUGUUCACUUCCGCAUCUAUGUCAACGAGUAUGGCAAUGUCAUGAUCGAGGAUCAGUCGACAAAUGGCACACUCGUGGACCAGCAACUGCUCACUUUCCAUCCUAAAGACAAGAGGUCGCAGCCAGCAAACAAGUGGGUGCUGAGCUCAGGAAAUCUCAUCAAGAUCCUCCUGCACAACGAACAUCGGGACUUGUCAUUCCUGGUUCGAAUACCUCGCCGUGACGACAGUUAUGACCGCGCCUACAUCGCCAAAGUAGGGGAAUACUUCGCUCGAAACGGCCUCCACCCGCCCAACCGCGAACCUCCCAGUUCGAGCAAGUACAAGAAUAACACAAGCGGAGGGCCGAUUGAUAUCUUCAAAGUCCCUGGUGCUCCCUUGAUAAGAAAAGCAGGUAUCGAAGCCAGCCCAUCGCCGCACCCUUCUCCGUCGAAGCGGAAAGAAUCCCACCCUAGCAUGGGCAACGAGUGGAAGGGCUCUGGCAAAUACAAUCGGAUUGGCACGAUUGGCAAAGGAGCCUUUGCGGUGGUGUACAAGGUAACGUCAAAGUACGACGGACUACCAUAUGCCGCAAAGGAGAUUGAGAAGCGUCGCUUCAUCAAGAAUGGAGUUCUCGAUCAGAAGGUGGAAAAUGAAAUGAGGAUUAUGCAGAGGGUGCAACACCCCAAUAUCGUCCGCUAUAUAGAAAAUUUUGACUGGGAGGACCGGCUCCUCAUCAUCAUCAUGGAGUAUAUCCCCCUCGGCGAUCUCGGAAAGACAAUCUCGGAAGACGGUACUUUUACGAUGGAAAUGACGCAAACCAUGUCCGUUCAGCUGCUGAGCGCUUUGGGCUACUUGCACGCAAACAACAUCACGCACCGCGAUGUGAAGCCGGACAACAUCUUGAUCCAGUCUUUGGAGCCGUUGGUAGUGAAGCUGACGGACUUUGGACUGUCGAAAAUGGUUGACACGGCGGAGACGUUUUUACGCACCUUUUGCGGUACACUCUUGUACUGCGCCCCCGAGGUGUACACCGAGUAUGCCGAGUACGAUGACAACGGCGUCAGGAAUCGAGGACAGCGAAUGCGGCGCAUGCCUGGCCAAAGGUACAGCCACGCCGUCGACAUAUGGUCUCUCGGAGGGGUCUUGUUUUACUGCCUUUCCGGUUCGCCGCCUUACCCUGUAAAAUCCGGCAUAAGCUACUCCGAACUCCUCCACAAGAUCAUGACGACCAACCUGGACACGGCGCCACUACGCAAGUCUGGAGUGACUGACCUGGCAAUCGAUUUCAUCAAGGGCAUGCUCCAUAGGCGCCCAGAGCGUCGUGCGACCAUACCAGAACUGGAGGGUCAUCCUUGGCUCGGAGGGUUCGAAUCCGUCAUUCAAGCAUCUCAAUCGUACGACGAAAUCACGGAUGACGAAGACUACCCUUCACAGCUCCAAAACCUGGCGUACGCCGACGACAGAGUCAGCGACUCGAUGAGUGACAUGUCCGACAAGGAGAACAGCUUGAUAGCUCACAACACCCAGCAUCCCCGAUUGUUUGGAGAGGUUGGUGUAUCUGCUAUAGGAAGCUCCGGCGCUAUUCCAGAUGACUUUCUCGAAAUGGUCGCCGCGGACAGCCUGGGCGCCACGGAUAUUCUGGGUCCUUGUGAAGACGAAGCAUACGACUCUGCCGCCUCGGACACCAUCCAAGGGGGAAACCAGCGGGCGUCGCGCCGCAGUGGCACAUCCAUCUAUCCAAACCAGUCGGUAGAUCAGCUCCAAAGUCUGGUGGAAGAUGUAGCUUCACAGAGCCUCGGCGGCAGCGUCGAAAAUGCUCAGGAACCCGGCUCAUUGCGGCUUCUGUCGCACUCCGUUGAUGCCAACUCGAGCAAACGAAAACCGCCAUCAAACGACGCUAGCGGAGAAUUCGACGAGAACACACCACCAGGAAAACCCGUUAUGAAGAGGUUGAAGUCGGAGGGCAACCUUGAAGAAGUACCCAACCAACUGUUGGAAGAGUACAGGCUUCUGGCUCGAAUGCCUCAGGUAAUGAGGCUAGAAUCCGGGAGGCUGAUUGACCAUCCGGUCAGCAAAAUGGAGUUCUGGGAACAAGACAAGAACACGUGGCAUCUAAAUUAUCCAGAGAUGACGCAACUUCAGCAUGACGCGUUCAAGCAGGCAGCAAAAGACGGCGGCGAAGAGUUUUGGCCCGGAAAAACGCCCCUGUGGGACUUGGCGAUGAAGUACUUUCCCCCUCUCACCAGAGCAGGAGGCAGACACGACUGCUCGACCGAGGCUCCCUCCCUCUUCUCGAGGCGCGACGGUAGCAAGAACCUUGGCGAUGCGACGACGGAAUGCCCUCCCACCGCAGCACCAACAGAGUCAAGCCCCUUGCCCGACACCUGCCCUCCAGACGCGAAAAUAGUGGUGCCGGUUCAAGAAGACCCAUCGACGAACCGGGCGCUCGCAUUGGUGGUUACGGACGCGUCGUCUUGCGUCCAGGGCAUUUCGUUUGCCGUAACAGACAACCUGGUAUCCUUUGGACGUGGGCCCGAUAAUACCGAGAUUUUCAGAGACAAGCAGGAGCCACGAGUACCAAAAUACGCCUUCAAGAUACUGCUAUGGAAAGAGGGCUACGAUCCCUCGAGGAGCUCCUCAAAGGGGGAUCAGCCCUGGUGCAAGCAAGGCGCAAACGAGCACGACGCAGCGUAUCAUUUUUGGAUAUCCACCAAGGCCACAUUGGGCAUCAAGAUCAACGGCUACAGUCUUGCGUCGUCGGAACCCAAGAACCCCAGCGGCCCGUCGCAGUACUGGGCCAGAAUAUACAACGGCGAUUCCCUGACCAUCUGGGGCGGGCAAGGCGCCCUGGACAAGACGCGACUCGUUUUCCAGUGCCUCUGGGGCGGCUCGUCAAAGCCCCGCCCCAAGGACCACCAGCGCCUGGCGCUUGCCUCGGCCCAGACAGCGGCAAAGCUGGAUGCCGCGUGUCAGCGGACGGAAAAACGCAUCAGGGAAGCGGCCGAGAAGAAGCGCCGGUCGCUCGAGGCCAGGACAGAGUUUGACCAACGCAAGCGCCACGUGGACAGGGAGCGGGAACGCAGCCGCGUGUUCGAGGACAAGAGAAGGGAGGCCGUGGCGUAUCUUGCGGCCAGGCAGACGCUUGGGUCGCGGGGAGCGUCGUCGGCCCCGGCGACAACUCACGCCAGCAGCGGCUUGCACGCGGGAUCGCACCUGCCGCGGAUGACUAGUCCGGACAAGCCGGCGCCGCACGCGAAUUGGUAG
Ustilaginoidea virens is the source of this 3639-nucleotide messenger RNA. RefSeq lists its product as uncharacterized. The coding region runs from base 1 to 3639 and encodes 1212 amino acids. Gene Ontology annotation, biological process: peptidyl-serine phosphorylation; autophagy. The transcript has 3 exons. Gene Ontology annotation, cellular component: cytoplasm. Gene Ontology annotation, molecular function: ATP binding; protein binding; protein serine/threonine kinase activity. NCBI's taxonomy places the organism in Eukaryota, Fungi, Ascomycota, Sordariomycetes, Hypocreales, Clavicipitaceae. The record is from RefSeq and is a predicted model, not a curated record.